AUGAGAACUCUAAUACAGAUAGCUGUUUUAACCUUCGUGGUGUCUGUGGGCAAUGCGUCCACCAUGCCUGCUACGUAUGAUACGAUAGUGGUAGGCCUGGGGUCAGCAGGUGCCACAGCAGCCUCUACUCUGGCCAAAGCCGGGAGGAGGGUCCUGGCUUUGGAGGCCCAAGACAGAAUUGGGGGUAGAGUGAAGACUGUUCCAUUUGGUGAUGGUGUGGUGGAAGAAGGCGCAGAAUGGAUCCAUGGCACUGGUAUGAGCAGAGUAUACGAAACGGCGAUCAAAAGUAACAUAUCCGUGGUACCUCAGGAUUUAACAUUCAAGGUGUACAAGUCGGAUGGGUCAAUGGCGAAUGAUAGUUUGAUAAAUGAAUUGUUGGACUACUGCUUGGCAAGGAUUGAGGAUCCCCCUGAAAAACCCGAGGCUUUGGGCAAAUUCAUAACCAGGAGUUUAUUAGACUACCUAAAAGAAAACCAUCCAGACGUCCUAAAAGAUGAGGAUUUUGUAAAUGAAUUUUUAGAGCUAAUGAAUCUCCUUAUAAAUAAUUAUGAAGCAUCCGAUGACUGGAAUGACGUCAGCGCACAGACUGAAUAUAAAGAGUUGGAUGGGCAUCAACAUAUGAGCUGGCAUAGAUAUGGUUAUAAAACCUUUUUUGAUAUUUUAUUGAAUACUUACAAUAACGGCCCAGGUUGGCCAACUUUAGACAUAAAAUUAAACAAGGAAGUCACUCUAAUAAAAUGGCCGAAAAACUCCACCGGAAAUGUCGAAGUGGUGUGCAAAGAUGGCGACGUGUAUAGAGCUAAUAAUGUUAUUGUUACCGUCUCACUUGGGGUUUUGAAAGAGAGAUAUUCGACACUAAUAUCGCCACCCAUACCACAGACAAAAAAGACAGCUAUAGACAAACUGUCAUUUGGAGUUAUAGGCAAAAUUAUAUUAUCUUUCCCCCAAAGAUGGUUGCGUAGCAACAGUUAUUUGUUUUUUUAUCGGUCCGAAGAUAAAAAUAACUUUAGCAAUGAUACAUGGUUGACAAAAUUGGAGGGAGUGACCAGUCCGAGUGGUUCCUCUAAUACUGUCACAUUAUGGACUUCUGGGGAUGUGACUAGAUUGGAAAAAGUAAAAAUAAUCGAAAAAAUAUCCAUCGGUGUUAUGGAUAAAGUUAUAUUAAAUUUUGAGAAGCAAUGGUUGCCGAGUGGCAAAUUUUUCGGUUUCUUUUGGAGGGCGGAAGAGAAGAAAAAAGUUAGUAAAGAAGAUUAUUGGACGACCAGGAUUUUUGCGUGUAGCACCCCUAUGGGUUCGAGGACGGCCAUCACGUUUUGGACUAGCGGUGAAGUUGGAAAGUUGGUAGAAACGUUACCAGAAGACGUCGUGAAGAGGAAAGUGAUGGGACUCUUGAGACAGUUUCUUGGCAAGGACCUGACCGUGCCAGAACCUACGGGCAUGAUUAGAUCAAAAUGGUUUUCGAAUCCAUUCACACGCGGUAGCUAUACUUAUGACAAUUUGUUGAUGCACGAGUAUCCGAACGCGCGGGCGACUCUCGGGGAACCCCUCGUCGACGAGGCGGGGGUUCCCAAGGUGUUAUUCGCGGGAGAAGCCACAGAUUUAAUUCAUUUCUCAACCGUACACGGCGCUAGUGACUCUGGGUACAGGGAAGCCAUGAGAUUGUUGCCAUCUAGUAAAGUG
Messenger RNA from Brenthis ino (lesser marbled fritillary), 1680 nucleotides. NCBI's taxonomy places the organism in Eukaryota, Metazoa, Arthropoda, Insecta, Lepidoptera, Nymphalidae. The record is from the annotation of a GenBank genome assembly.